Molecule: messenger RNA, 2149 nt
Organism: Python bivittatus (Burmese python)
Lineage: Eukaryota; Metazoa; Chordata; Lepidosauria; Squamata; Pythonidae
Source: RefSeq, a predicted model, not a curated record
AUGUCCAGAGUGGUGAAUGCAUGUGAUUACAAGACGUUAUGCCCUCAGUCCCAUGGGAUUGUCUUCAAUGCCAGAGUCCAGUCCAACUCAUCAGGCAGAUUGUCCACCCGGAGCAGCACCAGCAGCAAGAGCAGCACUGAAAGCUCUACCAAAUCCGACUCAACUGCUUCGGUCGGCUCCGUCCCUGAUUCCACGCUGUCGUCUGAUGUCAUUGAGCAGAUUUUGCUUCAGAAGAUAAUUGCAAAAGAGGAUGAAAUCAAGAAAGCAUUCCAGAUCAUCGACAUCGAUCAGACCCUGAAGAUCACUAAGGGCGAAUUUAGAAGAGUGAUUGAAACAUUUAUUUUGCCUCUGACAGAUGAGCAGUUUAAUGUGGUGCUGGCAAAGGUUCCAGGAAUUAGCAAAGUUACCGUUCCAUAUCUUGAGUUCUUGUCAACGUUCUCGAGGCCCAUCAGUACCCUGAGCACAAAGUGGAAUAAUAUCGGAGAAAGCCGAACCAGGACUCUCAGCCAGAUGGAGUGUCUCUUACGAGAGAAGAUUUCUAAAAAGAUCAAGCACUUUAUCAAGACCUGCAGACUUUUUGACUAUAAUCAAAAUGGACAGAUCCAGCGGCAUGAGCUGAGGAGGAUUCUGGAAGUCAACUGCUUCAAGAUGACGGAUUGUGAGUAUGAUAAAUUAUGGAAUCGAUACUGUAUUUCGAGAACAAAUACCCUGAAUUAUAAAGAGUUUUUGCAAUAUCUCGGCAUAAGUUUGGAAAAAAAAAAGAGAAAGAUGACACAAAAGAUUACCGAUUCAGUUCUCUCGCAGAAUGAACCCCCAGAAAAGAAGAAUAGUGAAUCAAAGAUAUCUUUACCUACCACAACUGGAUACAAUUUGACAAAAAUCCAUCUGGAUGCCACUGCAAAGAGUUUUAGGGAAAAGUUGCGUUCAGCCUAUGAGGAUAUUGUAAAGGCCUUCAGAGCAUAUGAUGUUGGCCGGAGUGGAUUUGUUUCCUUGGAAUAUUUAAAAUCAGUUCUUAGCACAUUUAUAUUUCCAAUACGGCAAGAUGUCUUCCAAGAAUUAAUGAAUAGAUUUGGAAUAAAAAUAUCCAAAAAUAUGGCUUGGGAGAAGUUUUUAGGUAAAUUUCAAGAUCCCUUGCUGUUUGACAGCAGCCAAACAUCUUCUAAAAGAAAACAUCACAGAAGCAGAAAAUUGGAUGAAGCCUUGUCAACUGAUCGAAUUCUGUUAAAGCUGCAUGGACAUAUCCAAGAUGCUUAUUCUUCUCUGAAGAAGGCCUUCCUGAUGCUUGACAGAAACCAAGAUGGGAAAAUCACGAGGAACGAGCUUCGCCGCAUUUUAGAUUGUAUCAUGUUCCGAAUAAGUGACGAUGACUUCCAAGAACUAAUCAAGAUCAUUGAUCCAGAACACACUGGACAUCUCAGCUACAAUAAGUUUUUAAACCUCUUUGAAAAAGAUUCCAUAACAGAUUCAAAGUGGGCUAGUGGUUCAAAGAAGGCUAAAAAGCCGACUUCCGUCCUUGAAGCGUGGAAUAUUGCCGAAGAUGUUCUAACUGAGCAAGUGAAGGGAUAUUGGAAUGAAUUUAGCAAAGCUUUGCAGGCAUGUGAUCCUCGAAGUGAUGGCAUUAUUAGCAGAAAUAAUUUCCGAAAAGUUCUUCAGCUCUAUUGCCCCUCAUUAACUGAUGACCAUUUUAUUGCGCUGUACCAGAAAUACCAGGAUGGUACCACAGAAGGGGUCCUCUACAAGAUGCUCUUGCACAGCUUAGGGGUGGCCGAUUUGCCGAAGGAAUUAACCGCUCUCACCAGCGCCCCUUCAUCGCGAGAGAAUCAGCAGGGAGAAGGAAAGAAGCCCGCGGACCCUCCAGACAGAAUAAAGCAGAUUGAAGACCACGCCUACAAACUUCCCAGGAAUAGAACUGUUGACGAAGUCCUUGAAAGGCUGAGGGAUGGCAUCCUGCAUCAGGAAACGGGCGUGAGGGACGCCUUCCUUGCCUAUAACAAGCAAGCUAGUGGGAAGCUGAGUAAAACUGAGUUCCGCAAGCUAUUGGAGAAUAUUCAGAUGCCAAUGAGUGAUGAUCAUUUUAAUCUAUUAAUUGAAAAAAUAGGAUUCCCAGUUGGAGGUUUGAGUUAUCUUGAUUUUGUGGCAAUAUUUGAAG